AUGGCGGAAGCGACGAGUCCGUUUACGGCAGCACAACUAAAAGAAAAAUUAAGACGCCGGAAUUUACCACAAACAGGAUUGAAGUCGGAAUUGAUAACUCGAUUAAUGGAAGCAGAUCCUGAAGGAAGAUGGAUGACGGCAAAUGAUUCGGAAGAAGAAGAGGAGCAUAAUGAGAAUCAGCUUCUAUCGGAACGACAGAGAAACGAACUUUUACAGCAAGAGUUAGAGUUGAUGCGUCGAGAAAGAGACGUAGCGCAACGGGAAGCAGAAUUGGCUCGACGGGAACCGGCACUGGCAAGCCCAGAAAAUCCAGCGAACGUUUUAAGAAGAAAUACGCAGCAACAGGCCGAUAACGUACCAAAUCAAUUACGUGCCGACGUCAAAGGCAUCGGAGAGUUACUGGGCGAAUUCGACGGAUCGAAUCGCUAUUAUGAGGACUGGGAGAGACAAGUUCGACUGGUCAAGGGACUCUUCACUGUGGACGACGCCAUUAUGAAAAUAAUUAUUAGCUCGAAGCUUAAAGGUAAAGCGGAGAGAUGGUUUCGCUCAAGACCGGAGUAUACGGAAAUGGCCUUGGACGAAUUACUCACAGCCAUGAAGGAUGGUUUCGAUCAACGACCAAGCAAAAUGGAUCUUAGGAAAUUCGAACUAAGGACGUGGCAGACGACCGAGUCGUUCAACAAUUACUACCACGAAAAACUUAUCCUGAGUAAUUUAGUGCCAAUAGAAGAAGCAGAUUUAUUGGACUGUUUAGUGUACGGAAUACCCGACCAAACAUUACGGAAUCAGGCAAGAAUGCAGAAUUUCACUAACGUGAAAGACUUGCUCAACGGUUUUCGGAAAAUCUCUCUUAUAAAUCGCUGUAAGAAGGACGCCGCGCAAGGCGAGAGACAAACAGCGGAGAAGACGACGGAUAAGCUAAAAUCGGAAACGAAAGGCCUGAGGAUUUCAGUGAAAGAAGAAAACAGCGAGAAGCCGAUUAGAUGUUACAAUUGUAACAAAGUGGGACAUAUUUCGAAAGACUGUUCUAAACCCCCACGAGAACGUGGAUCAUGCUACCACUGUGGCGAGAGGGGACACGUGGUGAAGAAUUGCCCACAGAAGGAGACGAAGGAACCGAAGGAAACGAAGGAGAUGAAGGAAAAGCCGCAAGUAUCCAACGUGUACGAAGAUCCGGCAGACGAAGAUAGCGUUGAACACCGAAAGAACGUAACGUAUGAAAUAAAAGACUCUGAUUUAAGGCGAAUGUUGUGUUUAGACACGCUUUUGGAUACCGGUAGUCCGAUCAGUUUCGUGAAGGAGCGUUUUAUCGAGAAGCACGGGCUUUUACCGUUAGACUCGACGGAUCGAGAUUACUGCGGGUGUAAAAAGGUACAAUUAGAUUUCUUAGGAAAAGUUUAUGCAACAAUCUCGAUUGGCGAUAUUUCGAGAGAGAAUCUUAGAAUUUACGUGGUACCGGAAGACACGUCGGUGACGCCAGCUCUGUUAGGUCGCGAUAUACUGCGAAAAUUCGGUAUUCGGUUGACGCUACCGACGGACGAUUGCGCUUGGCGAGAAAUGUUGAACAUCAACUUAAUCGGAAACGAGAAUAGUUUAGUAGACGAUUUGCAGAUAAAUUCAGCGAUACCUUACGAAGCGAAAACCGAGCUGAAACAAAUCUUCAAAGAAUUGUACGUAGAUUAUCCGAGACCGCGGGAGCCGAAAACGAAAACCGAAUUGCAUUUACGAUUAGACAAUUCGCAACCGUUUUACUGUACCCCGCGCAAACUCGCAUAUGACGAAAAAGCAAAGCUUCAGAGAAACGGAAAAGUACGAAUAUGCGUGGACUUCCGUGUCCUUAACAAAGCGACGGCGAGGGAUAACUACCCUAUGCCUCUUAUUGAAGAUCAAUUAGCAAUUGUGGGGAACAAAAAGUAUUAUACGGUGUUAGAUUUAAAAGACGGAUUUCAUCACGUUCAGGUCGCAAAAGAAUCGGUUAAGUAUACAUCGUUUGUGACUCCAUUAGGUCAGUACGAGUGGUUAAGAAUGCCUUUCGGACUGCGUACAGAACCAGCGACGUUUCAGCGCUAUAUAAAUCUCAUUUUGACCGAAUUUACGAGAGCAGGGGAUAUGGCAAUUUACAUGGAUGAUAUAUUGAUAGCUACUCAGACAAUAGACCAUCAUUUAGAAAUACUUGAACGAGUAUUUAAGACUAUCUCGGAAAAUCUUUUGGAGUUACGGAUCGAAAAGUGCUACUUCCUUCAGACGGAAGUAGAAUACCUGGGGUAUAUAGUUUCCGAGAAGGGUAUAAAGCCGACAAGAAGUGGUAUCGAUGCAGUUCAGAUAUCCGAUUCCCAGAAGCACACGCGACGUGCGUAG
Messenger RNA from Dufourea novaeangliae, 2358 nucleotides. RefSeq lists its product as uncharacterized. The record is from RefSeq and is a predicted model, not a curated record. Gene Ontology annotation, molecular function: nucleic acid binding; zinc ion binding. Bases 1 to 2358 code for a protein of 785 amino acids. Lineage: Eukaryota; Metazoa; Arthropoda; Insecta; Hymenoptera; Halictidae. The transcript is spliced from 2 exons.